AUGCGAACACUUCUCAUUCUGCUCGUUUGUCUCGCCGCUUUUGCGUUCGCCCAUUCGACGAGAUCGCGUCAGCGCAAUCGCUACAAUCUGCGCGGUUGCUAUCAGAACUCGGGCAAAGUCUACGAGCACAAACUCACACGCCGCGUUUACGAGUUCGACGAGUUCGAAGCCGACGAUCUUCCCGAUAAUUGGGAUUGGCGCGAUGUCGAUAGUGUCAAUUAUGCAUCCGUCGAUCGCAAUCAACACAUUCCGCAAUAUUGCGGCUCGUGUUGGGCGUUCGGCGCGACGUCGGCACUCGCCGAUCGCAUCAACAUCAAACGCAAGAACGCGUGGCCGCAAGCCUAUUUGUCGGUUCAGGAGGUCAUCGAUUGCUCGGGCGCCGGCACGUGUGUGAUGGGCGGCGAGCCGGGCGGCGUCUACAAAUACGCGCACGAGCACGGCAUUCCGCACGAGACGUGCAACAACUAUCAGGCGAAAGACGGAAAAUGCAAUCCCUACAAUCGUUGCGGCUCGUGCUGGCCGGGCGAGUGCUUCACCAUCAACAACUACACGCUGUACAAGGUGACCGAGUACGGCACCGUUCGCGGCUACGACAAAAUGAAGGCCGAAAUCUAUCAUAAGGGCCCGAUCGCGUGCGGCAUCGCCGCCACCAAGGCGUUCGAGACCUACGACGGCGGCAUCUACAAGGAGGUCACCGAUGAGGACAUCGACCACAUCAUCUCCGUUCACGGAUGGGGUGUCGACGAGGAGACCGGCGUCGAGUACUGGAUCGGUCGCAACUCGUGGGGAACACCAUGGGGAGAGGGCGGCUGGUUCAGAAUUGUCACAUCGAAAUACAAGAAUGCCGGAAGCAAGUACAAUCUGAAAAUCGAGGAGGAUUGCGUUUGGGCGGAUCCCGACGUCGACAAUCUUUAA
Molecule: messenger RNA, 915 nt
Organism: Caenorhabditis bovis
Lineage: Eukaryota; Metazoa; Nematoda; Chromadorea; Rhabditida; Rhabditidae
Source: the annotation of a GenBank genome assembly